AUGGCGACAAAUUCACAUUACAAUUUCACUACUAGUCCGUCCUCUGCUUUUGGUAAAGGCGACGACGACCGCGAUGUCAAUGGUAGUGAGCCUCCCGUAACACCUACCAGAAGUCACAAGCUAUCUGGGAAUACAAAAUCUCCUCUUACCCCUUCGACCUCCUAUUCCCAAUCCGAGUCGACCAAUAGUCCCACGCCCAAUAUCUUUAGCCCCAAUAUCAAUGGCUUUGGAUUGAGUAUUGGACCUUUGCCUCCAACCCCCGGACCUACUCCAAAAACUACUUCCACAAAUACUCGUAUACCGAGUAACGAUAAUAGUUCGCCUACACCUGCUCCUCUUUUGAGUUCCUCGCAGAAUAGUCCUGCUCCACCUCCGGCUUUUGAUUUAUUGUCGAUCACAACGCAUGCAUCACGUAGUGGUAAUGUGACCUCGGUUCCGGAUUCAGCCAUCUUUUCUACCCCUAACUCUGUACCCAAUGUCACCCCUUCGUCAACCCCAGCCGCUGUUCAAUCCCCUCUCCUCCGCGACCGCUACGACUUGAACUAUGACCGCACCACAUCCUAUCCCCCUCACCUCAAUAGUCUUUCGGAAUUCAUCCGUACACAUUAUCAAACCCUCGAAUUCUACCGAAAAUGGACUUCACACUUCAUUUCCCAGCUGUCUGGUGUUCCUAACCUUCGCAACACCAUGACCAUCGCCCCCGCCAUAUUCAACGGCACCACGACAGCCUCCACUACUAGUACCACUACUUCCGAUCCGCAUUUCCUCCCUCCGCGCGCCGAUCACGCGAAUGAAUUCGAAAUUUUGAUAUGUAAGAAAACUCUAUUGAAAGGAUGGGAAAUUGAAGUUGCUAGGGCAGAAAUGAACGCACUUGCCGAUGUCUUACUUAAUCGUCCUCUACGUCACCCAUGGUCGAGCGAAGACGAUAAAUUACUUUACCGCGUGCACACCUCAGAAUCCAAAUCGCCCUAUUCUACCACAAUGGGCAUUAGAUGUUCAGAUUGGAGAUCAAGUUUGAUUAACGAUACACCAAGCGAAAGACAACGCGACGGGCGAGCUUUCCAAGCGCAUUGUAAUUCAACUGAAGAUCCAAGUCCCUAUAUCUCUGUUCACACAUCGGUUGCGCGUCUUGUUAAAUUUCUUCGAAGUUCUCAUUAUGACAUCCUUCCAAAUUCGGUAGUUUUUGUCAUCUCGCUAAAUAGGUUGAAGCAGCUGGGUAUAAAAGCUACCUGCACGGAUGAGAUUCUCGAUUCUUUCAGACCGCGAUAUCGGAAAAAUGGACGUAAGGGAUUUGAGGAUGGGGUGAGUUAUGUGACGGAUAGUCAUUGGUUGGUGGAACAAUGGGUGCCGCAUCAGGCGAUUGUGUCGAAGAUGGAGUGUAGCGUUUUCUUGGAUAUAGCGGAGAGUGAGGGGAUUUCUAGCCAUGUCAGUGCGAAAAAUUAUAAGUUGGAUCCGAAUUUGGAGGCUAGGAAGAUUGAACUUGGGAAGUGGUCAGUCGGAAUGAGUAUACCCGCAGAUGGGAACGUUGCGCUAGAACAGUUGGCAACGCGGAUGACUAAGAUGACUGUGGAUUAG
Sclerotinia borealis F-4128 is the source of this 1575-nucleotide messenger RNA. Lineage: Eukaryota; Fungi; Ascomycota; Leotiomycetes; Helotiales; Sclerotiniaceae. The record is from the annotation of a GenBank genome assembly.